Messenger RNA from Phalaenopsis equestris, 612 nucleotides. Its product is annotated as pentatricopeptide repeat-containing protein At3g16610-like. Gene Ontology annotation, biological process: RNA modification. Gene Ontology annotation, molecular function: protein binding; RNA binding. The transcript has a single exon. The coding region runs from base 1 to 612 and encodes 203 amino acids. The record is from RefSeq and is a predicted model, not a curated record. Lineage: Eukaryota; Viridiplantae; Streptophyta; Magnoliopsida; Asparagales; Orchidaceae.
AUGUACGCUAGAAUCGGAAGCAUUCCUCCUGCUGCAAAGAGGCUGUUUGAUGAGCUGCAGGAGAAGGAUUUAAUCUCUUGGAGCACAAUGAUCAAUGGAUAUGGAAUCCAUGGAGAAGGACAAGCGGCCAUUAAAAUUUUCCUAAAGAUGGAAGAAACUGGUGCGUCGCCUGACGAUGUAACCUUCGUCAGCAUCCUCUCUGCUUGCAGUCAUGCCGGUUUAGUUGAAGAAGGGCGGCUGUUCUUCAAAUUGAUGGUGGAGAAGCAUGGAAUCGCCCCGAGAAUGGAGCAUUAUGCAUGCUUAAUUGAUCUCUUCAGCCGUAGCGGGGAUCUGAUCGAAGCCUUGGAUCUUGUUAAGACGUUGCCGGUUAAACCUUCGGUGGAGUUACUAGAAUCCUUGCUCGGGGCUUGCCGCUGCCAUGGCGAGUCCAAAGUAGGAGAAGCGGUUGGAAAGCUGUUGAUUGAGCUCCAUCCCAGUACGAGUUCGUAUGUGAUGCUCUCGAAUAUAUAUUCGGCGGCGGAGAGAUGGGAAGAUUCGGGGAGAUUGAGGUUGGACAUGAGAGCGAAGGCGUUGAGGAAAGAGCCUGGUACUAGCUUUGCGAGCAUGGGGUGA